Ochlerotatus camptorhynchus is the source of this 1336-nucleotide messenger RNA. RefSeq lists its product as uncharacterized. Bases 109 to 393 code for a protein of 94 amino acids. Lineage: Eukaryota; Metazoa; Arthropoda; Insecta; Diptera; Culicidae. The transcript has 4 exons. The record is from RefSeq and is a predicted model, not a curated record.
GUUUUUUAGUGCCCCGCCAGUAUCACUCUAAUCAGUCUUGAGAUAUCUUGCAAAAAGAACAGUUGAAUUUCACCGAGGACCGCCAAAAGUAACUAAAGUCAAACGAAAAUGUUCAAGCAACACCUGGAAAUGAUCGGAAGCUACGAGCCAAUCAGCAAGAAGGCUCGCUUCUUCAACAACUACCUGAAGUCCCUGAAGGGAUCCCAGGACAUCAUGGCCAAGGAGAAGAAGACCUAUAGCUCUUCCUACGAAAGCUCGAGCAUCUACUCUGACUCUCUGCACGCCGUCGACCGCAUCAACUCCCCCGGAUACCACUACAACACCGUCAGCAAGGAUACCUACGGUGUCACUCCCAGGAAGCUGUACACCCGCGACUUCGCUGUCCGUCGCUAAUAUGCAACCGGCGAGCAGGUGGCUUGGCCUUAGCCAGGAUAUAGGCUUAAGUGAAAUGAUUCAAAGCAAUAACAACUAGACAACAGCAUCAAGGAUUUCGACAUUCGAUGAUAAAAAAAACAUACAAAUGACUUUAUUUGGCGACCUCCCUCAUAAGAACAACAACAACAACAACAACUAAUAACAAACAACAUCGAUGAAAUCAACAACGAACGCAGAAGGCAAACUGCAAACAACAAUUGCUAGGACAUUCAAUAGCGGUUUUAUCUCUCUUUCAAUCAAUUAGACAUUCAAGACCAAAACAAACAAUCGACCAAUCGUGACAACGCACAAUGACUUACAAUCAAUCAAUCGAUCAACUGUUCUCGAACCAAGAACAAUAAGACUCAAUACAAAAGCAUACAGAAGCAAAUAUAAACAUCAAUUCAAUAUUGCCAUCUCAGAGGAAAAUUAGCACAUUACAUCGGAUUUUUGACAGCCGCAACCUCAACAGCCUACUGCGGUCGUCAGUUGCAGGGCUUAUUUUUCUCCGAGUUGCCAAUUUUGCAAUAGUAGACAUGUAAAUGUAAGAAGAGUAGACCGAACUACACUGAAAUUUGACGGAAAAAUUGUAAAUAGACGAAACACAGACAGUGGUAGCUCCUCUCCAAGAAAACACAAUCAACAUCAUUUUAUGGCGACAACAACAGCUGACAAUAACAUCCAGAAAACCAGAAUUCAUGGUAUAGAAGACAAAGAAAACUUUUAACUUUAGCUUUACGUAAUAGCAACUUUUUAAUUCGACAAAUCAGAAGAAGAAGAUGCGCAGGUAAAAAAAUUAGAAAAUUUACUAACCCAUUAUUUUUAAGAUAGCACACACAUACAUACAGACGAUAGCAGAAAGAAAAAAAGAGAAAAUGUGAACAGAGUUUAAUAAUUAUAGAAAGAAAAAAAAAACAAGCAA